AUGGAUCCCCGCUUCCGUGCCUGUUACAACUGCAAUGACCCUUCCCACCAGGCGAAGGACUGCCCCAAGAAGGGUACCCCCACCUGCUACAACUGCGGUGGCGAGGGCCACGUGAACCGUGAGUGCCCCGAGCCUCAGAAGGAGCGCACCUGCUACAAGUGUGGCGAGGUCGGCCACUUGUCUCGUGACUGCCCCCGUGGCGGCGGCGGUGGUGGUAACUUCAGCGCCCCCGGUGGCCAGGAGUGCUACAAGUGCGGCCAGGUUGGUCACAUUGCCCGCAACUGCCCCCAGGGUGGCUUCGGCGGUGGCUUCGGUGGACGUCCCCAGACCUGCUACUCCUGCGGUGGCUUCGGCCACAUGGCUCGCGACUGCACCCAGGGUCAGAAGUGCUACAACUGCGGCGAGGUCGGUCACGUCUCCCGCGACUGCACCACUGAGGCCCGCGGCGAGCGCGUUUGCUACAAGUGCAAGCAGCCCGGCCACGUUCAGGCUGCCUGCCCUAACUAA
Penicillium macrosclerotiorum is the source of this 507-nucleotide messenger RNA. RefSeq lists its product as uncharacterized. NCBI's taxonomy places the organism in Eukaryota, Fungi, Ascomycota, Eurotiomycetes, Eurotiales, Aspergillaceae. The record is from RefSeq and is a predicted model, not a curated record. Gene Ontology annotation, cellular component: cytoplasm. The transcript is spliced from 6 exons. Gene Ontology annotation, biological process: positive regulation of cytoplasmic translation. The coding region runs from base 1 to 507 and encodes 168 amino acids. Gene Ontology annotation, molecular function: mRNA binding; zinc ion binding; translation regulator activity.